AUGCAGAAUGCUUCUACAAACAUUUGUGAAAGAAUGGGUCGCUCUCAGGAGCUCAGUGAAUUCAAGCGUGGUACCGUGAUAGGUUGCCACCUGUGCAAUAAGUCCAUCUGGGAAAUUUCCUUGCUACUAAAUAUUCCACAGUGAUCUGUUAGUGGUAUUAUAACAAAGUAGAAGUAACUGGAAACAACAGCAACCCAACCACGAAGUGAGCGGGGUCAGAGUAUGCUGUAGUGCACAGUGUGCAGAUGUUGCCAACUGUCUGCAGAGUCAAUAGCUAAAGACCUCUAAACUUCAUGUGGCCUUCAGAUUAGCACAACAACAGUGCGUAAAGAGCUUCAUGGAAUAGGUUUCCAUAGC
Staurois parvus is the source of this 357-nucleotide messenger RNA. Lineage: Eukaryota; Metazoa; Chordata; Amphibia; Anura; Ranidae. The record is from the annotation of a GenBank genome assembly.